AUGAUAAUAUAUUUUAUCUCUUAUCUCAUUAUAAUAAAUGGCCAAUGUAUUGAGAACGCUUAGCUUUAAAUUCCUAAUUCAGUAGAGAAACAAAAACCAGAAUCAGAAAUUGUAAUAAGAUUGGAAGGAGAAUAUAUAAUAGGUUACGGAGAGGAUUUCAAAAUAAAUGAUAAAUCAAAGAUACAAAUACUUUAAUCCUCAUUUAUGUAUGGGCCUUCAAAUUUCGAGAUUUAUUGUCCAGCUAUUCAUAUUAUACCAGAUGAAGAAGAGGCAAAAUGUGAAAUCAUUGUAAAUAUGUAUCAAAUGAAUACAACAGAAAUUGAUAACAUAACAUUUGUUUAACUUGUAAUACCUGUUGAAACUAAUAAUAAUAUAAGAGAAAAUCCUACUCUUUAAAUAUAAAAUAAUUUCUAAUUAAGAUUAGUAGAUUUAGCAGAAUAAUUGAAAGAUGUUGAUUAUUUUGUAUAAUAUGAGAAUUGUGGUAAAAAGAUAUAUAUUUUAUCUGAUUCUUUACCAAUAACAGCAGAAUAAAUAACCAUAUUAUAAAAUUAUUCUAAAUCAUUAGAACCUCCAGUUCCUAUUGAAACAAUUGUUCCAUUAUUAAAAGGAUUAAUAAAGGUAGAAAAUUAUACUGUUGACAAAAGAUCAACUAUACAUUUAUUUGCAUUAUUUGCAAUUAUUUGUGGAGUUAUUUUAUUAGCUUGUAUAAGAGCUUUUAAGAAAAGAGUUGAAGAAACUUCUCCUUAAAAUGAUUAAUUGCUGAAUUAAUAAGAGUUGAAAGUUUUAAAAUGA
Messenger RNA from Paramecium sonneborni, 792 nucleotides. Lineage: Eukaryota; Ciliophora; Oligohymenophorea; Peniculida; Parameciidae. The record is from the annotation of a GenBank genome assembly.